GUAACUUGUAAUUUCAUAUCUACUACUACUACUACUAGUAGUCACGGUCUAACUUACCCAGUAUUGUGGUAGUCAUGGAGCGCGUCACAAAACCGUCGAAAGCUACGAGAUUCAACGCGAAUACCUACGUUGAAGAAGCUCCAAGCCGCUGUCACAUUGGAUCCAGAAGUCGACUUGACUACAAAACUACCCGACAGACUACCUACUCUAUCCGACUGGAUAGCAUGCGUAAUAGCGUGAAACUUGAUAAUAAUAACAGCAAAGUCUCCCAGGUACCGUUGCAUUGGUACGCCCUCAUGAGGAAGACAUACGGGACUCCCUGGACGCGUCUGCCCCAGUCGAGACGAUUUACCCCCUUUCGAAGUUCUCCAAGCUCGGCGGCAGAGACGCACGAGGGAGUGCGGGAUCACGUUGCCCAGGGUGAGCUUCCACCUCCAAGGAGUAAAAAGAAGAGCCUUGUCGAUCUCACGGGCAAAAAAGCCCCACGUCUUGACAACGAGGGUUAUUCUACCGGCGGAAGUACAUCAUCUCUCGAAUCCCGUUUCCUAUCUUUUGAGAAUAUCAUCAUUCUUCCAUCGUUCAAUCAAGAUGCUGGAAAGCCAAAAAGUGCCAAGUUUCUCACCUUCGUGCCCGACUGA
Aspergillus ochraceoroseus IBT 24754 is the source of this 638-nucleotide messenger RNA. RefSeq lists its product as uncharacterized. The transcript has 3 exons. Bases 75 to 638 code for a protein of 187 amino acids. The record is from RefSeq and is a predicted model, not a curated record. NCBI's taxonomy places the organism in Eukaryota, Fungi, Ascomycota, Eurotiomycetes, Eurotiales, Aspergillaceae.